This is a messenger RNA of Nylanderia fulva, 3697 nucleotides long. RefSeq lists its product as uncharacterized. Lineage: Eukaryota; Metazoa; Arthropoda; Insecta; Hymenoptera; Formicidae. The record is from RefSeq and is a predicted model, not a curated record.
GCGUAUUCUGUUAACCGAAGGGACUCCGCGGGCGAGUUUCAGGUCGCUGGUAUAUCGCUGUGUAGCACUGACAACGCGGCUUGUGUAGAGGUGGGGUGGCACACACGAAGCACACACCAGCGAUCGUGUGUGUGCUCAGCUCUUGGUGUCGGUGGACCUCUUACACUCGGCUCACUCCGAGCCGGGCGUCAGUGACUUCGCGUCCGCCGAUCCGAUCGGAUCCUCUCCAAGAGGCGCGUCCUUCCGCGGAGAUCGUAGAAAUCACGCAUUGCUCUCGGAUCGAUUGUUCAAAUUUCAUUUCCAUCAUUCGAUUUCUCGUCGUUUCUCGGAAAUCGGCGCCGAAUGUGUGCGACCACCGCGAUGCAUCGCGACCUCGGCCGACAAGGUGUCUGAGGGAUAUCCCCGCGGGACCUCUCUACCUUCCUCUUACCUCGCGGUAUACGGUAGGUCCUGUUCGGAGGCUACCAGGAUGCAGCUCAGACCCAGUUAUCGAGGCGUCCGAAAGCACCCUGCGGCUCGCAUGCACGGUAUAAAGCAAUAAAAGCGUCCGCGCCACGAGAUAUAUCUCGCGAGGUCCGCGUAAGAAACGGCGAAAGAAAGCCGACUGCACCGGUAAAUCAUAAACGCCACGGGGAUCGAACUGCGGGAGAUAACUGCCUUCGUGUAAGGAGAGAUAGAGUGAAAAAGAGAAAGAGAGAGUAAGAGAGAAGCCAGCGGCUCGGUUAGUCAAGCGGGAUCCAUCAUUCGAUUGCGCGUCCAUUGAAUCCAUCUAUCCAUCUGCCUCGGCAAACGCUAACGAAAACGAAACAGCCCGGAAGAGCAGGCCUCAUCGUCGUUCAUCAUCGGGAACAGGACAUCCGGAAGAUACCUCGUCUCUACAGAGGGACGGAUAUUCAUCGCUCGCCGGUGUAAACCAUCUCUCGCGGAUAUUAUCGAUAGAUCCUGCUAGUUUUCAUAAGAAGAUACGUGUGCAUUUCGUUGGACGGUGUUUCGUGAUUCUCGAUCUCACUACGCGCUGUUGCCUCGAGUAACAGUUUAGUGUCUAGUGAAGCAAAUUUUCAAGUAUUACUUGUCGAGCCCCGGCUGCUAAUCAAUACGCAAUUCGAUAAUAAAAAUCGAUUUUUGCUCAAGAGAUACGUAACUGUAGCCGCGUAUACUUCCUUCAUUUUUCUCUCGCGUUGCAAUUUGCGAAAGAAAUUUAUUGCGUAGUGCAAAAUGUCAAAAAUAAUCCUUGUUGAAAGAAUUGGUGUCACUAUUAUCGUGCCACGAGACGGAAAGUGACAGCUGCCGCGGAGUGACAUAACCGAAGAAGAAAGUGCGUCCACACAAGCAUCCGUUAUUAUUACGUGGUGAUGAGCGGGUCUCGAAAGAGGAGCAAAAAUGCUGUCGAAAGCAAGCGUCGCGCUCGCUCCGCCACCACGAGGAUUAGAUGACGUUACGAGCUUUUCGACAUCACCCUGAAGAGGCUCGAUCAAUCUCGGUCGAAUCGUCGCGUCGUCUUUUAUUACACUCUCGUCGGUGACCAGACUGCACGUGUGUCUCGAUGUUCCUGAGAAUCGUUCGCGAAGUGAAGCUAAUUCAAGAUGUGUGAGAUCAUGUCGUCGAACGGCGAAUUCUCAACGAUGUCCAGCGAGGAGAUGCCUUCACUGCCCAAGUCCCUGCCGAGCUCGAGGGAGGCGACCGCCGAGGGUGGUUCCGGAUCCGGCGGCGGAUACAUGCCGUUACGGGAGUUCCUGGAUCGAUUCUCAUUACCGCGGGUCGUCAGACUCGAGGGCACCGGCGGCAGACCGGUGCUUCUAUACAAGCAGCAGCAACGAUCGCUGAGAGUCACAGCGAGUCUGCUGAUACACCGGUACCGACACGACGUCAAAGUGGGACCGGAGAUCGUCAUUCCGGAAGGUUAUCCAGGAUGGUUUUCUGUGAUAUCUGGCAAUAACACGACGGGCAGUGCACGCGUCUACCGAAGGGUGGAUUCUUUGGUGAAGACAGGAGUGCCGGUGUUUCUGCUCGCGACACCUUUAAGAGCUUACACGCUGACACACUCGAAAAUGGAGAACGGAAAUCUGCGCGCCCAUUAUACCAAGACGACGAUCAGAGCCGGUGAGAUACUGCGGCUCGUUGCGGUCUUCCAGGAUACGAGGAGAUGCAGCUCGGUCUCCUUCGGGAUCUCCGGCGGAUAUCCCGAAAAGGAUCAAUACGCACAAUGCAUCGACCUUCAGGGACGAGAGGUGUUCGCCUCGCUGUCAACGAGGGGCGAGUUUUACGCGAUCUGUCAAAACGGAAGCGUCGAUACCGGAAGUGACGCGGUGCUCUACAAGGUUCACCAUCUCGCCAAGAGGCAAUUGCCUCUCAGAGUACGACUGAUAGCAGGACCACUGCCGGUGCCGUUGCCGAAGGAAUACGGCGGUCUAAUGCAGCUGGAAACGUCGACGCGAGGUCCAAUAGUUUUGGGCUGCGUCGUUCCGGAGAGACCAGUGCAUAAUCCGGAAAUGCUCGAAUUAGUAGUGUCCGGUAACGGUGCACCGAGAGUGCGAAGAGCCAGAUUGGGUUAUCCUUCAGAGGCCAGAUUGCUGGCCUCCCCGAAAAUACAACGAUUACUAUCAGCCUGCAGUCGAGCGGUCGGAGAUCGCGCAACCGAGCCGCGAGUGGCGCCUGUGAAACUGCAACCGCCGACAGCCGAGACCCUGAAGGAGAUGCAUCUGAAGAAGAUCAAGCCGAAGCCGGAGUCUAAACCGAUUCUGCAAAGUCUGAAAAAUGGACUCGAACAUCUGAAGCGGAGUACCGCGAAAGAACGGAACCAACAGACAAAGCAGAGCACCGGAAAUGGCAUUCUCGAGAGAAUCUCGAAACUCGCUCAAAGUAGCAAAAAUCGCAAUCCCGCGAAGAAAUCGGCCUCGUUCACAUUCGCGGUGAGGCCGGAGAUAGCCAUGAGAUCUCAGGAACGUUACUCCAGUUUGGAACCUGAAACUACCUCUCAUCAGACUCGUCAGAAUCAAAACACCAAGCAGCCAGUGCAGAGAUCUGUGUCGACUAGCGUGUUGGAAAUACCACCGACGUCCGUCGAGCUGCAGCCCAAUUAUUCUCGCGUGAGGGACAGUUUGACCCCGUUGCCAUCACCACCGAAGCUGAUCAGGACCAGCAACAAAAACGAGGAGAUCUACGCCGAAAUUUGUGACACCGCGAUGGUAAACCAGGUGCAAAAAUGUCCAGGAAGUCACGUGAUGGCGCGAAUCAGGAUCGUCGUGCAGAGCCAUGAGUCGUCCUUGAAAACGCACAAUAUGAUCGACAACGAGAGAUACGCGAACUCGAUGGUGAUGACUGAGCAGAUAGACUCCAUUAUUAGUACGGAGGACGAAGUGAUAUAUAAUACCGUGUUCUGAGAUUGUCGGAUUGACGUUUAUUGUGUUUAUAUAAUAUUAAUAAUCACGAAAAUGUAAAAGGAAUUCAAUUGUAACUCGAGCCAGCGAUAUGUGAAAUUUUUAAAGUGUAGGCAAACCGGCUGUGUUCAUCGAUCAAUUCUCUAUUCGCUGUUUCGAGAAAUGUAUUAUAUUACAUAAGCAUGUGCAUAUCAAGGAAAUAUGUACGUGUUUGUAGAAAAAUGCAGAAAUCUUCUGUACAUACCCUUUGCCAUACUUUAAUUUACUAACAAUUAAAAAAGAAACAUGUGCAUAUUAAAAAUAUGUUUCUUAGAAUGAUG